AUGACAGCAGUCGCUCUCGCAGCACUGCUCACUUUACCCGGUUGCGGCGAUGUGAAAGAGACUGCGCAGGCCCUUUCUGUCCAGAAGGUUGCUUCUGCUGGCACCAUUUAUCGAGGCGUCCGACAGCCGAUCGCGAUCGGUCAAUUCGACAACCGUUCAACAUAUCUGCGCGGUAUUUUCUCCGGUGGUACAGAUAUGCUUGGCAGUCAGGCCAAGACGCUGCUCGAGACGGAUCUGCAGCAAACAAACCGAUUCGAUGUUAUGGAUCGUGACAACCUCAGUCAGUUGAAGAAGAAAACGACUGUGGCCUACGCCAAAGUUAAUCUCAACAUCGUUGAUAGCGUGACAUCCCAGGUUGUUUUCUCAACGCAGGGUGCAGGCAACUAUGAGCUUUCAACAAAUGAGGUUGUCGGUUUCGGUUAUGGGUCGAGCUACGAUUCGACGCUCAACGGAAAGGUGCUGGAUCUUGCCAUCCGUGAAGCGGUUAAUCGUCUCGUCGAGGCGAUCGAUACCCAUGCGUGGUCACCAAAUUGA
Messenger RNA from Galendromus occidentalis (western predatory mite), 534 nucleotides. Its product is annotated as putative lipoprotein NMB1126/NMB1164. The record is from RefSeq and is a predicted model, not a curated record. NCBI's taxonomy places the organism in Eukaryota, Metazoa, Arthropoda, Arachnida, Mesostigmata, Phytoseiidae. The transcript has 2 exons. The coding region runs from base 1 to 534 and encodes 177 amino acids. Gene Ontology annotation, cellular component: outer membrane-bounded periplasmic space.